Molecule: messenger RNA, 864 nt
Organism: Schistocerca gregaria
Lineage: Eukaryota; Metazoa; Arthropoda; Insecta; Orthoptera; Acrididae
Exons: 7
Coding region: 63-596 (177 amino acids)
Molecular function (GO): odorant binding
Source: RefSeq, a predicted model, not a curated record
GCGUGUGACAGUCGCGCGCGCCGGAAGAAUAACAAGGCCCGGAGCCUCGGCUGGGUACAAAUAUGGCGGUGACCUGGCCUGUGGCGACACUUGGUGGCCGACCAGCGAGUAUCGAUCAUCAGCGAUUUGUCGACAUGAAGAGCUACUUCGCUUUCGUAUUUGCAGCUGUCGCUCUCUUCGCCGUCGCUAAGGCAGACCCUGCGAAGCUGAAACAAGCUGUAGAAAAGUGCAAGGCAUCUGAAAACCUAGACAGUUUGGAUGGAAUCAAGGCUAACAGACAACCCUUCACCAGUGAAGAGAAGUGCUUUCUUGGCUGUAUGACACUGGAUAUGAAAUUUCUCUCUGCAGAUGGACAGUAUGAUGCUGCUAGCACUAAACAAAUGAUAAACAACUGUGAACACCUUAAGGACAAGCCUGAUGAAAAGAGUGCUGCUUUGGCAGUUGCAGAUGACUGUGGCAAAACAGUUACUGGAUGCAAUGGCUACUGUGAGUGUGGUCCCAUGACUGUUGGCUGCUUGAUAAAGGGGAUGAUGGCUAAAGGCUAUGAGGAAUCAUUUGCCAGAAUUGACAAAGUACUUCAAAAACUUGAUGGAUAGUGUCGUCUAUUAUGCAGUGGGUACAUGGAUGGAGCAAAAUUUGGUGUCUUGAAAUAUGGAAAAGAAUCUUCAAAGAAAAUGUGACUGGAUCAAGCUUAAAAAAUAACAACUUUUUGACUAAAUAUUUAGAUUAGUAAAUGUAUUUACGCAAGACCAAAAAUGUAAUUCUCUAUGAAACAUGUCUAUUUUAUAUAAGCAAUUCAUACUUGCAUGUACCUACAUUGUAAAAAAGUAAUAAAUGAACAAGAGAGUCACUUGCUUUGAGGAA